GAAACAAGAUGGCUGUGCGCUAGUAAGCGGAGAACUGAGAGGCUGCUUACAGAGAGCACGAGCACCGCUGGAGAGCAGGUUGCAGCUGACGUGUGUGUGCGUAGAAGUGUGUGUAAGAGAGAAAGAGCGAGCGAGAGAGAGAGAGAGAGAGAGAGUGUGUGAGUGUGUGUGUAUGUGCGCGUGUCUGGGUUGUGUCAUGAGUGUGUGGUGAGCGUGGGCGCGCGCGGAUCCCUGCAGCCCGUGCGGAGCAGCGGGAGAGGAGAGAGGACCGAGCUCCGAGCUGCUCACAGCCAUGUCCCUGCUGUGUGUGGGGGUGAAGAAAGCCAAGCUUGACGGACCCCAAGAGAAGUUCAACACAUAUGUGAGUCUGAAGGUGCAGAAUGUUAAAAGCACGACAAUCGCAGUGCGGGGCAACCAGCCCAGCUGGGAGCAGGAUUUCAUGUUUGAGAUAAACAGGCUGGACCUGGGCCUGACUGUGGAGGUGUGGAAUAAAGGUCUAAUCUGGGACACCAUGGUGGGCACCGUCUGGAUCCCCUUGCGGAGCAUUCGCCAAUCAAAUGAGGAGGGUCCAGGGGAGUGGUUGACACUGGACUCACAGGUGAUCAUGGCGGAUAAUGAAAUCUGCGGCACCAAAGACCCAACAUUCCACCGGGUGCUACUUGACACACGCUUCGAACUGCCACUGGAUAUCCCUGAGGAGGAAGCUCGAUACUGGGCUAAGAAACUGGAACAGCUGAAUGCCAUGAGGGACCAGGAUUACUCAUAUCAGGAGGAGCAGGAGAGGCCUCUACCUGUUCCUGGGACACAGUGCUGUAACUGGAAUCUAUGGGGAGAUCAACCGAAUGAAGAUCCGGACAGUGCAGUGGAUGACCGGGACAGCGAUUAUCGCAGUGAGACCAGUAACAGCAUCCCUCCUCCAUUCUACACCACCUCGCAGCCCAAUGCCUCAGUCCACCAGUACCCCAUGAACCAGCAGCGCACCACCCGCACCAACUACUCCCGCUCCAGCAACAGCUGCGACAUCGACUACGACCACCACAGAGCAAUCAGUCCAACAGGAAGCUAUGCAUCUUCUGCUGAGUUAAGCCGCUGCAGCUCCCAGUUGAGUGAGGAAUAUGGUGAGCGGGAGCUGUAUGAUGAAAAUGACUCCUACCACUCCUGCCACUCCUCCGUCUCCUACAGUAAAGGCUCUCCCGACUGGGACCCAGAUGAAACACCAGGCGCCUACAGCGACGAGGGCGGCUACAGCAAGGAUGGUGGCGAGGAGGGUGCCCUGUAUGAAGAGGAGGAUGGAGACCCGUAUGCUGAAGAGGCUGACCUUUAUGAGGGUGAAGAGGAUGACUUCAACUAUGAAGAUGAAGACUUGUACCCUGUGGAUGAAGUUCUCAGUGAAGACCAGGAGCCUCCAUACACCCCGACCCCAACCAGCACUGCCCCAACACUGGGUGUGCCAUCCACCACCAGGCCACCACUGGAGAAGCAGGCAUCUCUGCACCAACAGCCACCACCGCAGGGACAGAAUGCUAGCCAACCACCCAGUCAAGUUCCAACUCAACCGUCCAAACAAGUUUCUAGCCAACCCGCCAAUCAAACCAUUCAAGCUCAAGUGCAACCACAACCACCCAACCAGGCACCAGCCAAGCCCCUGUCCCAGCAGCCUCCUAGGCAGAACCCCCAACUCCAGCAUCAGCAGUCCUCUUCAGGCCCCAUCCCAUCUGUCCAGUCUUUCUUUGCCAUGGCCAAGCCUUUGACUGCAGUGUUUGGGUUGGGCGGCUCUACACCCCCACAACCUCCUGCACCUGCAACCCAAACCCACCAAUCACAGCCACAACCCCAAUCUGUAGCCCCCCAACACCAAGCUCCGGCAGUCCAGGCUUCUGCCCCUGGUACUCACCAAACACCUCCAGCUUCAGCCAAGCCCCAAGAAUCUCCAACUCAACCCCAAGCUGCAGUGACUGCCUCUCAACCCCCAGUUCCCACAGCCAAGCUGCCUACCCCAACAGAGGAGAUCAUUGAGGAGCCACCAGUACCAGAACAACCCUAUCUGAAGGAUGAAGAGAUACCUGUAGAAGAGCCUCCUUUGGAGGAGAUGGAGAAGGAAAGCAUCCCUCCCUCACCAACACUAGAAGAGAAGGAGCAAGUGCCUGAACCAGAGAGAGAGCCAGUGGUUGAGGAGGUGAAGGAGCCUGUGGACCCAGCAGUACGAGCCAAGGAAAACUGGCUACGGCUUUUCAACAAGGUCCGGCAGCAACUGCAAGAGGCACGGGGAGAAACAGACUCUCAGUCUCUGUGGUUUGGAAAGGGAGGGAUGGGAGGAGCUCUGUACAGCAUAGACAGCAUGCCUGACCUGCGCAAGAGGAAAGCUAUCCCAUUGGUCCGGGACCUGGCUAUGUCUUUGGUGCAGAACUCUCGCAAGGCCGGAAUCACGUCUGCUAUGGCAUGUAGCACACUCAACAAUGAAGAACUGAAAAGUCAUGUGUAUAAAAAGACACUACAGGCUCUGAUCUACCCCAUCUCCUGUACCACACCGCAUAACUUUGAGGUGUGGACAGCCACCACCCCCACCUACUGCUAUGAGUGUGAGGGGCUGCUGUGGGGCAUUGCCCGGCAGGGCAUGCGCUGCACAGAAUGCGGGGUCAAAUGCCACGAGAAGUGCCAGGACCUGCUCAACGCUGACUGCCUACAGAGAGCUGCUGAGAAGAGUUCUAAGCACGGUGCAGAGGAUCGCACUCAGAAUAUCAUCAUGGUCCUGAAGGACCGUAUGAAGAUCCGUGAGCGCAACAAACCAGAGAUCUUUGAGCAAAUCCAGGAAGUGUUUGGUGUGGUCAAGGCGACCCACGCCACUCAGAUGAAGCAGAUCAAGCAGAGCGUGCUUGAUGGAACCUCCAAAUGGUCAGCCAAGAUCAGCAUCACGGUGGUCUGUGCCCAAGGGCUACAGGCAAAGGAUAAAACUGGCUCCAGUGACCCCUAUGUGACAGUACAGGUGGGAAAGACCAAGAAGAGGACCAAGACCAUCUACGGCAACCUGAACCCCAUCUGGGAUGAGAGUUUCCACUUUGAGUGCCAUAACUCAUCAGAUCGUAUAAAGGUCAGAGUGUGGGAUGAGGAUGAUGACAUUAAGUCCCGCGUGAAGCAGAGGUUCAAACGAGAGUCUGAUGACUUCCUCGGCCAGACAAUCAUCGAGGUCCGAACUCUCAGCGGAGAGAUGGAUGUGUGGUACAACCUUGACAAGCGCACUGAUAAGUCGGCUGUAUCUGGAGCCAUCCGGAUGCGUAUCAGCGUGGAGAUCAAAGGAGAGGAGACUGUGGCUCCGUACCACGUCCAGUACACCUGCCUGCAUGAGCACCUGUUCCACUACACCACUGAAGAGCAGAAUGGCGGUGUGGUGAAGAUUCCAGAUGCUAAAGGAGACGAUGCCUGGAAGGUUUACUUCGAGGAGACGGCACAGGAGAUUGUGGAUGAGUUUGCCAUGAGAUACGGAGUGGAGUCCAUCUACCAGGCCAUGACGCACUUUGCAUGUUUGUCAUCGAAGUACAUGUGUCCUGGCGUUCCGGCCGUCAUGAGCACCCUCCUGGCCAACAUCAACGCUUACUAUGCUCACACCACCCAGUCGUCCAACAACGUGUCCGCCUCUGACCGUUUCGCUGCAUCCAACUUUGGGAAAGAGAGGUUUGUGAAGCUCCUGGAUCAACUGCACAACUCCCUAAGGAUUGACCUCUCCAUGUACAGGAAUAAUUUCCCUGCCAGUAGUCCUGAGAGGCUGCAGGAUCUGAAGUCUACUGUGGAUCUUCUCACCAGCAUCACCUUCUUCAGGAUGAAGGUCCAGGAGCUGCAGAGUCCUCCUCGUGCGAGUCAGGUGGUUAAAGAUUGUGUGAAGGCCUGUCUGAACUCCACGUAUGAGUACAUCUUCAACAACUGCCAUGAGCUCUACAGCCGAGAAUAUCAGACCGACCCGUCUAAGAGUGUCCCUCCAGAGGAGCAGGGCCCCAGCAUCAAAAACCUAGACUUCUGGUCCAAACUCAUUACCCUUAUUGUUUCCAUUAUAGAAGAGGACAAAAACUCCUACACGCCUUGUCUCAACCAGUUCCCUCAGGAGCUGAAUGUGGGGAAGAUUAGUGCUGAGGUAAUGUGGAACAUGUUCGCUCAGGACAUGAAGUAUGCCAUGGAAGAGCACGAGAAGCACCGGCUGUGCAAGAGUGCAGAUUACAUGAACCUUCACUUCAAAGUCAAGUGGCUAUAUAAUGAGUACUGCAAGGAGCUGCCCUGCUUCAAAGACCGUGUGCCAGAGUACCCUGCGUGGUUUGAGCCUUUUGUGAUUCUCUGGUUGGAUGAAAAUGAAGAAGUAUCUAAGGACUUCCUGCAUGGUGCCCUGGUGAGGGAUGCAAAGGAUGGGUUCCAGCAGACGUCAGAGCAUGCCCUGUUUUCCUGCUCUGUGGUGGAUGUUUUCUCUCAGCUCAAUCAGAGCUUUGAAAUUAUUCGGAAGUUGGAGUGCCCUGACCCUCAAAUUGUCGGCAAUUACAUGAAGAGAUUUGCAAAGACUAUUGGAACUGUACUUCUGUCUUAUGCUGAUAUCAUUGCCAAGGACUUCCCCAGCCACUGUAAUAAGGAGAAAGUGCCUUGCAUCAUCAUUAAUAACAUCCAGCAGCUGAGGGUGCAGUUGGAGAAGAUGUUUGAGGCCAUGGGAGGCAAAGAUCUGAACGUGGAGGCCAGUGACUUCCUGAAGGAGCUGCAGGUCAAGCUCAAUAACGUGAUGGAUGACCUCAGCAGGAUCUUUGCAGUCAGUUUCCAGCCCCACAUUGAAGUGAGUGUAAGGCAGAUGGGGGAUAUCCUGAGCCAGGUAAAGGGGGCCAACGUUCCUGCUAACGGCAACGGCAGCCUCACACAGGAUGCCGACAACGUCCUGCAGCCCAUCAUGGACUUCCUUGAUAGCAAUCUGACAUUGUUUGCUAAAAUCUGUGAGAAGACAGUUCUGAAGCGUGUCCUCAAAGAGCUGUGGAAGCUGGUUAUGAACACCAUGGAGAAAACCAUCGUUCUUCCCCAACUUACGGACCAAACGGGCACGCAGCUCAUCUUUAAUGCUGCUAAAGAGUUGGGCCAGCUCUCCAAGCUGAAGGAGCACAUGGUGCGAGAGGAGGCCAAGGCACUCACCCCCAAACAGUGUGCCGUCAUUGAGCUGGCACUGGAUACCAUAAAGCAAUACUUCCACGCUGGCGGGGUGGGUCUGAAGAAGACGUUUUUGGAGAAAAGCCCAGACCUGCAGUCUCUGCGCUACGCUCUCUCACUCUACACACAGGCCACAGACAAACUCAUCAGGAAAUUCGUCCAGUCACAGCACACUCAGGUCCAUGGAGGUAAAGGGGUGAGGUUUACCCCCAGUGAGGAUGUGUACCCAGAGAAGGCCUCGAGUGUGGAUGAUGCUGUGGGAGAGGCGUCCAUGACUGUGGAGAUCCUUGGUGACCCCAACACAGGAGGACACAAAAUCAACGUUAAAGUGGUGGCAGCCAAUGACCUGCGCUGGCAGACCCAGGGCAUAUUCCGCCCCUUCGUGGAAGUGUACAUCAUUGGGCCUCACCUCAGUGACAAGAAGCGGAAGUUUGCCACCAAGUCUAAGAACAACAGCUGGUCUCCUAAGUUUGGCGAGUCCUUUCAAUUUGUUCUGGGCAGUGAGCUGGGCCCCGAGGGCUAUGAGCUGCAUGUGUGUGUGAAGGACUACUGCUUUGCCCGGGAGGACCGCACAGUGGGCAUGGCUGUGCUGCAGCUGAAGGAUGUGGUGGCACGGGGCAGUGGGGCCUACUGGCUGCCGCUGGGCAAACGGGUACAUAUGGACGAGACGGGCCUGACGGUGCUGCGCAUCCUCUCCCAGCGCAACAAUGACGAGGUGGCCAAGGAGUUCGUCAAGCUCAAAUCCGAUCAGCGCUCGGCCGAGGAGGGACGAGGCAGCUAGAAGCGAAAAUGGAAGGGAAAGACACACAUAUACACGCACAUAGACAUGCACACAGUAACCAAACCAGUGGGGGUCAGUCCAGUAAGUAGAGACUUCAGUACAGACCAUAUAGAGCUCUAAACUGUUGCGCCUCUGCUAUAUAAUUGAUAGUGGCAUAACAUAAAUCUCUGUACAAAAACUUAAAGCAAUGAAAUCUGAUUCAAGCAAAUAAUGAUGACAGAGGUAUAGCUCUUUCAUCUUUGCCUUGUUUUAUUUUUAAAAAGGGAAUUCAGCUGACGUGCUAACACAUGACCAUAUACAUAUAGAUACACAGCCAUAUCCUCCAAAUUUCUUCGUCUUUGCACUCUAGAUUUACUAAAGAC
Molecule: messenger RNA, 6306 nt
Organism: Colossoma macropomum (tambaqui)
Lineage: Eukaryota; Metazoa; Chordata; Actinopteri; Characiformes; Serrasalmidae
Product: protein unc-13 homolog A
Exons: 42
Coding region: 293-5944 (1883 amino acids)
Biological process (GO): presynaptic dense core vesicle exocytosis; synaptic transmission, glutamatergic; dense core granule priming
Cellular component (GO): neuromuscular junction; terminal bouton; synaptic vesicle membrane
Molecular function (GO): phospholipid binding; diacylglycerol binding; calcium ion binding
Source: RefSeq, a predicted model, not a curated record